Nicrophorus vespilloides is the source of this 1543-nucleotide messenger RNA. RefSeq lists its product as uncharacterized. Bases 22 to 1446 code for a protein of 474 amino acids. The record is from RefSeq and is a predicted model, not a curated record. Gene Ontology annotation, cellular component: SCF ubiquitin ligase complex. Gene Ontology annotation, biological process: SCF-dependent proteasomal ubiquitin-dependent protein catabolic process. NCBI's taxonomy places the organism in Eukaryota, Metazoa, Arthropoda, Insecta, Coleoptera, Silphidae. The transcript has a single exon.
GUUAUUGGAGUCGGAUCUACGAUGUCCCCGAAGAUGCAGGUGCCUCAGCUGAGCGCCGUCGCUUUGUGCAACGUCUCCACUUUGCUAAUGCAAUGUUUAUCCGAUGACGAGGGUGCGAAUUACGAGGCCGUAGCCACGUACUUAUUGGACGCAACGCACGAGGUCCUCCAGGAUUUACUGAAGCUGAUACUGAACGUGAAGAAUUUAGACGCUUCGACGCGUUUCAGCUGCUUGCAGAUGAUCCUCCGCGAAGAUAUCCAGCGUCUGGAUACCGGCUUAUUCCCGCAUUCCUACUACGAGAAGAUAUUGGAGGUGAUAGCUGCGAGUGGAAGAGGUCUGAAGCACUUGAACCUGAAAGGUAUAUGGCUCAGGGAUUACCCCGAAUCGUUGAGAGAUCUGAUCAGUAAAUUGAGUAAUCUUAAGGUGCUCGUGAUACCGCACAUGGCCGAUGAUCAAGUGCUCGAGGCUCUGAUCGAAUCGUGUCCGCAGCUUUCAGUUUUGGAUAUCUCAGGGGAAUGUAACUUCACCGCCGAUGGUUUGAGGAACGUUAAAAGUAAUCGGCUGAAGGUUUUGAGUGUUGGCAUGUACGGGAAGAGGACUGUAACGGAUGAUGAUGCAACUGAGUACGUUCGUACAAUAGUGCAGAUGUUAAAGAACUUACCGAAUUUGAACGUUCUGAAAACGUACUCGCACACCGGUUUAGCUUUGCUGGAGAUGUACAAGGAAAAUCCCGAUUGUAGGACUAAUCUCAAGUACAUACACGAUACGAGCACGUCGAUCGAAGUUCUUGAAGCCGUCGUCAAGUUAUGUCCGGAAUUAGAAAGUGUUAAUUUGAAUUCGCCAAAGGAGCGCGUCUUAUCCGGGCUCAGCAGUUUGAAGCGAUUAAGCAGUCUCAAGAUAUCCGAGCCGGAUUGUAGCGAGCUGAUGGAGUAUUUGGAGGUGGCGGGACGGAAGAUACAGGUGUUGAAAUUGAGUACGACGAGGGGUGAGUCUUUGGAUGUCAGUAGGCUCGCGGUCCUCGCACCAGAUUUACUCACCCUCGAACUCUACAAAAGCCGUCUGAUCUGUAUGCAUCCGGAUAACUAUUUCUUAAGCCUUCAAACCCUAGAGGUCCUCUACUGCGAUAUAUCAACGGUAGUAUUACGCUACCUCCUGCAGAAUUCGCCGUUCCUCAAACGCGUCAUCAUCGGUGACGAUAUCCACAUGACGGACGGAGACGUCUUCAGGAUUUGCGCUGAAUGCGAGUUUUAUGCUUUAGAAGAACUAUGGUUCUCGAGAGCGAGAAGUCUCACGGCUACUUCGAUCGAACUCCUCAUGGGACACUGUCCAAACUUGAAAGUGUUAGGACAAGUAUCGGGCUGGGAUAUUAGCUCCGACGAUCUCGACCUUCUCAGGACUAUCAUAACUUCAGCGAACAUCGACUUAACUCUCUUACCAAUAGAAUAAUAUGAGUUUACUGCGAGCGCAAAUAGUCGAUAUAAAUAGUCGACCCAAUGUUUUCAUAUGCAAGUGCCAAAUAAACGACUUCUGAAAUUUACAAACA